Molecule: messenger RNA, 3882 nt
Organism: Centropristis striata (black sea bass)
Lineage: Eukaryota; Metazoa; Chordata; Actinopteri; Perciformes; Serranidae
Exons: 8
Coding region: 489-3605 (1038 amino acids)
Biological process (GO): proton motive force-driven ATP synthesis
Molecular function (GO): proton transmembrane transporter activity
Source: RefSeq, a predicted model, not a curated record
UGUGUCGUCGAUGCUUUUAUUGUGAUAGCCGUAUCCGGAAGCGAGGCCGUCUUCUUCUGUGGUUCUUGACUCCAGUGUUUGGAGGCUUUAGUAGAGCUUUAUGUAACUGUUAAUGCUAUAAAAACAAGCAGGACGCCUCUUUUACUAAAAAAAAACAUGUCAGCGAGCUAGCAAAAAAAUAAGUAAACAAACGGUUAGUAGUCGAGUUAAUCGGUUCAGCACGAAACGGUAAUAUGUCUUUAUCUGCGCCUUUCGGUUAGUAAACUAAAUGAGUUGACUGCGUUGUGUUAUUUUGCGUUUUGGGCAUUUUUAUCACCAGUUAAAAUAUGAAUUAAUGUAUGUAAAGCGAUAAAAUCAGAGUGACAGAGUCAUGGUGCAGGACGAAGAGCUCUGGGACAUUUAGUACUCUCUCAGUGACCUCACAUUCCUCAUCUACGUUAACAGAAGAGUUACUAACUUAUAACAUUAUCUUUUCAUUUUAAACAAUCAUGGCUGCUGCAUUGUUCAGAAGAGGAGCAGGAUUAUGUGUGACAUGUAUUCACAGGGAGUUGUGCAGAGUGGUGUGGAGGCCACAAGCUGCACUUUACAGCUCCAAAUCAUCCGACAGAAAACAACCACGCAAGACACACAUCAAGAAAGCCAAACCUCAGCCAGCAGUGGAUGUUGCGAAACUCCUGGAGCAAAUCUUCUCCCAGCAGAGGCCAGGCACAGCGCCCCCUGCUGGAAAAGUUCGACCUGCCAAAGCCUCCUCCUUGUUUACCAAACCUCCUCCCACCUCCUCAGUGAGGGUCUCCGCCUCAAAUGCUCCUCCUUUUUCAAAGACAGAACCAGCAGUGUCUGUCUUUCCUGCUGCUUCUAGUCUAAAGCAUGCUGAUGCUGAUACAAGCACAGAAACAGCUGCAUUACAGUACCAACCCUCAACUGAAACAAUAGAAACCAAAGUAGAAACUGCUGCAGAGCCAAUUGAACUCACAGAAUCACCCUUGUCUGCCUACAUUGAGGAGAAUAACGCAGAGACUUCACCUUUUCCAGCUGCUACAGUAGAACCCUUCAUAGAAACUACAGUAGAACCACCAAUAGAGUCUAUCAUAUCUCCUGCAGAAACACUAGAAGUUAUAGGUGCUGUUGUUGAAGGUCCAGUAGAGUCUACAAUAGAUGCUCCAACUGAAGAAACUCAGGCCUCAGGAGUGGUUGAUGUCACUCACACUGCCAAAGAAGAACGCUUAAUAGAAACUGCAAUAGAAUCGCAAAUAGAAACCAGCAAUUUUCCUGUGGAAACACGAGGAACUAGAGCUGCUGUUGCUGAGGGUCCAGUAAAGACUACGAUAGAUGUCACAGUAGAUGUAGCAGCUCAGAAAGUAGAAACCAAAAGCACAGAAUCAGGAGUGGUUGACAUUUCACACACUACAACAGUAGAACCUACAUUAGAAAAAGUUGAACCGUCAUUCGAGGCCAGAACCUCCCACGCUGCUGUUGUUGAAUGUGCCAUAGAUGCAACAGUAGAAUCUCAUGCUGAAGUGGCAGAAACCAACAACUUCUUGCAGACUGCUGAAGAAGAACCCUUAUUAGAAACUACAAUAGAUGCAUCAGUAGAGGCCAGCACCCUUCCUCUGGAAACACUAGAAAGUAGAGCUGCUGUGGCUGAAAGUUCAGUAGAAACUACAAUAGAAGCUGAAGCAGAAACAGCUCAGACUGCACACACCAGCAGUACAGACCUUUCACACUGUGCCAAAGAAGAACCCUUAAUAGAAACUGGAAUAGAAUCACCAGUAGAAGCCAACCAUUUUUCUGUAGAAACACUAGAAACUAGAGCUGAUGCUGUUGAGGGUCCAGUAGAGCCUACAAUAGAUGUCACAGUAGAUGUAGAAGUGCAGAAAGUAGAAACCACCAGCACAGACUCAGGAGUUAUUUGCAUUACCAAAGAAGAACCUUUAAUAGAAGCUACAAUAGAAGCAGCAGUAGAUGCUCCUGUUCCUGGAGGUACAAUAGAAACAGAAGCAGCUGAAAACCUCUCACACACUGCCUUAAUCCAAAAUGCAAUAGAAUCUGCACCUUUGCCUUUAAAAAACGAACCCAUAGUAGAAUCAGACGAGGGAGUAAACAGGUCUGAAGAAAUGACUUUAGAGUCAGUAACACUCCUCGAAGACAAGGUUCUGGUCGCGUCUUUAGAAAUCGAUGAGCUCCUGCAAACAAAAUCUUUCCUCGAUGAAAAAGCAGAGAAACAGCUCCAGGAGUUGUUGGUCCAGACGGAGACUGGAGUCGAGAACGAGGCUGCAGCUGAAACGGAGUGUUCAAGCGAAGAUGAAAGCGAGAUUUUAAUUGACGUUCUUUCAAAAUGGGAUUCUCUGUCCAAAGAUCUUAAAGAGUUAGAGGGAGAAAGUGGCAUGUUGUUGAAAGAGCUUUCAUGGCUUGCUCCUGCAGUGCUUUUUAAACCGCCUGGCACAAGUUCAGCUACAGAUCCACCUGUAGGAGUAGAGGGAGAGUGUGUGCUGGUUGAGGAGAAGGUAACCGAAGCAGAGUCAAUGACGCUGGAGUCGAUAACUUUAGCAAACGUGAAGGCUGAAGUUGGAAGUCUUGAAGCCGAAGUUCUGCAAGAAGCUAGGAAUGCACUCGAGAAAGAAGCUGAUGUAUUUGCAGAAAAGGAGAAGAUGGAAGUUACUCCCACGGUGGAGGAUGUUUCUAGUUUUGAGGACACAGCAGAGGCAGACAUUUUAACACUAGAUUCUAUUUCUGAAACCACCGAAGCCGAGAUGUCUGUUAUGCAGGAGGCCAUGUUCGGUUCUGAACAAGGACUGACACAGCCUCUUCAGAAAGCAGAGCACCCGGAUGAAUCGACUGGUCUGGAAGCAGAAAACGAGCCCAGAGAGCAGCAAGAAGUGAGCGUGAUAGAGGCCAUGAGUCUGGAGUCUGUGACUCUGGCUGAAGUUGAGGCCUCCCUGGGAUCUCUGGAGAACAAGUCUCUGAGUGAAACCGCAGAUUACCUGGAGAAGGAAGCGGAAAUUGUUGCCGGAGGGAAGAGGACGGAGGUAGAGGAAAUAGCGGUGUCUGAAGAGACGGCUGAGGCUCUGGAGGUCGAGUCUCUGUUUCUGCCUGAAGCUGACGUACUGGCUGAAGAUCUGCAGAUGGACGCACUGAUGGAGGAGCUGCUGUUCUCUGGGCCUGGGCACAUGACAGAAGGCUCGAAUGGCCAGGAAAUUGUAAGAGCAGAUAUUUCUGAUGAAACUGUUUCCACCACUUCAGUCGAUGUUGAUACAGCGCCUGCAGUGUCGGAUGAUUUUCCAGCUUCUCCUGCUCUGAAGGAGGAGCUGCUGGAGGAGAAAGUGGAGAAAGAGGAGAAGGGAGCACAGGCUGAAGCUUUGGGGAAUGAAGAUGGUACUGGGACACAUGCAGAUUUAGAGCCAGUACAAAGACUCUUCCUGGACAAGAUCAGAGAAUAUAAAAACAUGCACAGGUUGAAUGGAGGACUUUUGGAGGCGGAGCCAGACUAUGAAAAAUACCUGUUAGAGGAGACUGCAAAGCUCCAGAGACUUUAUGGAGGAGGAGACCUGAACAGCUUCCCUCAGUUCACCUUCAUCGAUCCCGAAAUGGACCAGGACUCCAAAUGAUCCGUGACACCCACCUCUUACUCUUUUUGCUCUUCCUUACACUCUUCUCUUUUUGCCUAUCCUCUCCUCCAUUACCUCUUCAUUUCAAUUUUACUACAUUGGAGAGCAGAAACAAGCAAGAAGAAUAGGAAGUUUGUUUGGGCGAUUUGCCAUUAGAAUAAGGGACAAUAUAUUCCAGACUGUUCAAUACUGUGCAAUAAAGAUAGCAACAAAUAAUGCAUAUAUUUUAUUAAAGCAGCAUUUUGAAAAUAGUAAGUCUUAUGUUCUCUGAUGUGUG